Molecule: messenger RNA, 2192 nt
Organism: Antrostomus carolinensis (chuck-will's-widow)
Lineage: Eukaryota; Metazoa; Chordata; Aves; Caprimulgiformes; Caprimulgidae
Gene: AKAP10
Product: A-kinase anchoring protein 10
Exons: 13
Coding region: 1-1749 (582 amino acids)
Biological process (GO): intracellular protein localization
Cellular component (GO): mitochondrion; plasma membrane
Molecular function (GO): protein kinase A binding
Source: RefSeq, a predicted model, not a curated record
AUGGACUCUUUCUCUAGCAGUCGGACAGCUGCCCUUAAGAAGCAGCCAAGUCACAUGGAAGCUGCUCAUUUUGGAGACUUAGGCAGAUCGUGUCUGAAUUAUCAGGCUCAAGAGACCAAAUCAAGCCUUUCAAAGACCCUUGAACAAGUUUUGCAGGACAAUGUAGCCCUCCCUUAUUUUAUCCAGUUUAUGGAACUACGUAGAAUGGAACACUUAGUUAAGUUUUGGUUAGAGGCUGAAAGCUUCCACUCCACGACGUGGUCCCGUAUAAGAGCACACAGCCUGAACACAGUCAAGCAGAGUUCCUUGGCAGAGCCAGUGUCACCCUCGAAACAGCAGGAAAUUGCAUCAUCUUCUCCAACUGGAUUGCUUGAGGAGAGACUGGAGGAUUCUAGCACAGUCCAUCUGCUCAGGACCAAGCCAGUGGCUUCGGACAAGAACGACAGAACUAUCAACAGCCCGAAACACGCACUCUCGGCUCAGGAGAGCGACAAUGCGAGUGUUCUUUGUCUAAGCAAAUCUGAGACAGGGACCCAUUCUGUUCCAGCUGAUCAGCAAGAAUCUUCCAAGCUGACCGUCUCAAAUAGAAACAGCCCUUCCUCUGCACUGAGAGACUUGUCAGGAAAACUCAUGAAAAGUAUAGAACGGGAUGCAGUUAGUACUUUUACCAAAUAUAUCUCUCCAGAUGCUGCUAAACCAAUACCUAUUACAGAAGCAAUGAGAAAUGACAUAGUUGCAAAGAUUUGUGGGGAAGAUGGACAAGUGGAUCCGAAUUGUUUUGUUACAGCACAGUCAAUAGUGUUUCAUGCAAUGGAACAAGAGCACUUUAGUGAAUUUUUGCGAAGUCAUCAUUUCUGUAAAUAUCAGAUUGAGGUGCUGACUAGUGGGACUGUUUAUCUGGCUGACAUACUUUUCUGUGAAUCAGCCCUGUUCUAUUUCUCUGAGUACAUGGAGAAAGAAGAUGCCGUUAACGUAUUGCAGUUCUGGCUGGCAGCAGAUAACUUCCAGUCUCAACUUGCUGCCAAAAAAGGCCAGUAUGAUGGGCAAGAAGCACAGAACGAUGCCAUGAUUUUAUAUGACAAGUACUUCUCCCUUCAAGCCACGCAUCCUCUUGGGUUCGAUGACUCGGUGAGGUUAGAGAUUGAAUCCAACAUCUGCAGGGAAGGUGGUCCUCUCCCAAACUGUUUCACUACUCCCUUACGCCAGGCGUGGACUACCAUGGAGACGGUUUUUUUACCUGGUUUCUUGUCCAGCAACCUUUACUACAAAUACUUGAAUGAUCUCAUCCAUUCAGUACGAGGAGAUGAAUUUCCAGGAGGGAAUAUUGCACUGAGUAUUCAUGGCCCCAGUAACUCUCCUGAUAACGAUUCCAUAGGGGGCCCGGAUGGCUCUGCCUCCCAGUCCAAUGUCAAAAAGGCUAAUGUUAAAAUCCUGAAAAAUUUUGAUGAAGCAAUAAUUGUAGAUGCUGCAAGUCUGGAUCCAGAAUCUUUAUAUCAACGAACAUAUGCAGGGAGGAUGACGUUUGGACGAGUCAGUGACCUGGGACAGUUUAUCAGAGAAUCUGAACCAGAGCCUGAUGUCAAAAAAUCAAAAGGGUCCAUGUUUUCACAAGCAAUGAAGAAAUGGGUUCAAGGAAACACAGAUGAGGCUCAAGAAGAGAUGGCUUGGAGGAUAGCAAAGAUGAUAGUCAAUGACGUGAUGCAGCAGGCGCAAUGUGACCAGCCGUCGGAGAAGGUUACCAAGCUAUGAUUUUAGAAACACCAGAACAGGAAAUCUGGUUUUCCGCUUCGAGAAUGAGCGAACUGUCCCUUCUGGUGGGUUCUUUAACACAGCCAAUAAAAACAAAGCACUGUUAACUCCAACCACCAACAUCUCCCUCGUUUGUAAGGAAGAAUUAAAAAGAAGAAGCAAUUCUGUACCUCCACUGUAGAGCCUGAAGGGACACUUUUUCCUGUUGUAUGUGGCAUUCACAAUAAUGAUGGUUUUUAAAGAGAUGAAGACACAGUUGACGAAUGUGUCACUGAGAAACUGUGAUCAGCUUCACAAAUACUUGACCCUGUCUCAAAAAGACUUUUUAGCAAAAUAUCUGGAAUGGGACACAAGCCACAACAAAGAGAAAGAGAGGAAGGUUUUGCUGUAGUUUCUAGUUCUACUACUUGUAAUUUUUAAACACAUAAUUGGGAAGGCUGCGG